GAAAAACAGUAGAAGUAAAAUCACACAUUCUUAGAUAAUCAUAUACUCUAAUCAGAUGCUGUCGGAAAAAAGAACGACAAUUUUUACCAUAAGAAGCGGCGAUUUUAUUUUGUUUUCCCGAGAAAAAAAUGAGAAAGAUGCAGAAGUAUAAUGUAUUCAGAAGCAUACUAUCAAAAAACAGGUAUUUGGAUAUCUUCGAGAAAAAUGUCAAAAACAGGACCACUUCCACAAUCACUGCAAACGUUGGAACUCGCAAGGAUUCUUUGUGGGAAACAGCGAAACCUUUUGAGGAUAUUCCACAUCUUACUAUGCUCCCUAUCAUAGGAACUGCCUGGGUUUUUUUACCCAUCAUAGGCCGGUAUAAAAUGGAUAAACUUCAUUUAGCUGCACGCCAUAAACGACAGCUGCUUGGUGAUAUUAUAAGAGAAAAGUUUGGACAUUUGAAUAUGGUAGCAUCUUUCAACCCUGAUGAUAUGGAAACUGUUUUUAGAAAUGAAGGUCCUUAUCCAAAUAGAAGCGAAUUUUCCACUAUGAAAGCAUACAGAGAAUCUAGGAAAGAAUGGUACAAGACAACUGGUAUCAUGGUCUUGCAAGGCAAUGAAUGGCAUGAUUUGCGUUCCAAAACUCAGAAACAUCUUUUGAAACCAAAGGCUAUUCAGGCAUAUUUAGGAGCAAUGCAAGAUGUGGCAAGAGAUUUCGUUCAAAAGAUAUAUGAAACUAGAGAUUCUAAUAAAGAAGUUCCUAAUCUUCUUGGAGAACUAUACAAAUGGGCACUAGAAUCCGUUGCUUUCGUUGGCUUGGAUACGAGGCUUGGUUGCUUGAAAACCAAUCUACCGCCGGAUUCAGACGGUAUGAAAAUGAUCAGAUCUGUUCAGACGCAGUUCGAAUGCAUGAACAAAUUAGAAGCGUUUUCAGGGAAUAUUCAGUUUUGGAAGUAUUUUCCAACACCAACGUGGAAGAAAUUUACCCGGGAAUGCGAUAUCUUCACAGAAAUCGCUUUCAAAUACAUAUAUCGAGCUUUAGAAGAAUUGAAAAAAAAAGAAGGAAACGAAGAUGAAGAAUUAACUUUACUUCAAGGCAUGCUUUCCACAGAAGGACUAGAUGCCUCAGGUGCAAUGGUGACAGUUGCAGACAUGCUUAUGGCCGGGAUUGAUACGACAUCACAUUCUGUGGGUUUUCUUCUGUACAAUUUGGCUAAAAAUCCAGAUAAACAGCAAAUUUUAUAUGAAGAAAUUUCCAAAUUGCUUCCAUCGAAGAAUCUCAGAAUUACUCCAAAAGUUUUCAGCGAAUUGAAAUACUUGAAAUCGUGCAUGAAAGAAUCACAAAGAACACACCCAAUUGUUGGAGGUUCAGCUCGACAGUUAGAGCGAGAUGUGAUACUGUCUGGAUAUAAAGUUCCUGCAGGGACCCUUAUUGCAGUCGUUCACCAAGAAAUCUGCAGAGAUGAAAAGUGUUUCAAAAAUCCUGAAAAGUUUCUACCUGAACGAUGGUUAGAAAAAGAAGACAAGCAUCAUCCAUACGCCUUCCUACCUUUUGGUUUUGGUACACGCAGCUGUAUUGGUAGGAGACUCGCAGAACUGGAAAUUAUAAGUCUCAUGACAGAGAUAAUAAGAAAUUUUAAAGUGGAAUACCAUUAUGAAGAUAUUGAUAUGCUGACUCGAAUGAUUAAUGUUCCAGAUAAACCUCUAAGGAUAAAUUUCAUCGAACGGUAGUCAUCAUUCAUUAGAGUUUCCACCAUCGAUGAAAGAAAAGGAACUUACAAACUUAAUUCUUCUAUUUAAAUUUCUUCAGCCUAAUUAUCUGUAGACAAAUAUAUGUAUAAAAUAAACGAUUAAAAGAGAUUCAAGAAAUUCUUUGAAUCACUUUUGAGUAA
This is a messenger RNA of Stegodyphus dumicola, 1873 nucleotides long. Its product is annotated as putative cytochrome P450 12a4, mitochondrial. Lineage: Eukaryota; Metazoa; Arthropoda; Arachnida; Araneae; Eresidae. The record is from RefSeq and is a predicted model, not a curated record. Gene Ontology annotation, molecular function: oxidoreductase activity, acting on paired donors, with incorporation or reduction of molecular oxygen; monooxygenase activity; heme binding.